GCAGAAAGUAAACAUGCAACAUUGACAUUAUUUGAUAGUAACCCACAUGCUAAUGUAAUCUGUCGCUGUUACAGUGUUUAGUGAAGACAUUGUCUAUUAAUCCAGAGUCUUGCGCCUUUUCUUGCCUAAAUUUGCAAGACGAGAAACAAUGUAAAAGUUUUCUCAUGUAGCAACUUUUAAAGCUCUUACAUGCAGCAUGCUUCACCAACACUACCAGCGUAAAGCACUGGUCAGCAGACUGAUUCUUCUUCAUGUCCACUUUAAAAAACGACUCAUAACAAUGUCAAUACCGGACUUAUCAGAGGAGAGCUCGAGUAAGCGAGUGAGAGGCAACAGUGUGUUACAGAUGAAUAAGGACAGGAGUGAAGCACCCCUCAAUGACGUGGUGGCAAACAGCAGGGGGGCUGAAAACGACCCCGCUGCCAGAAAGUCUACAGAGGAAGAAAUGGCCAUUCACAGGAGCCAUAGAGAGGCUUGUGAGGCGAAGAAGCAGAUGUAUGUCGACCCUUCCAGUGGAUACAAGGUGUUCACAGAGUAUGCCCACCUUCAGAGAGGGAAAUGCUGUGGCAGCGCAUGCAGACAUUGUCCAUAUGGCCAAGUCAACGUGAAGGACCCUGCCAUGAAGAAACAGUUUAAUUCUCUAUUUUAUGUGUAGGCCUAACAAGCAAAAGGUAAUAUGCAAGAUACUGUUUAGAAUGGAGCCCACCACAUGUUGCUUGUCUUCUGCCUGUCGUUAUUUGGACUACUUUGAGAGUCAUUUUUUAUCAGUGUACUAAAUGAUGAAAUAUGGGUAGUGUUUGUGCAAUACCUACCUCCUCUGAAUUACAAUUCUUUGGAAUUUUUUUUCCCAUUUUCAUAAGACAGGGAAGGAGGGGAAAGGAUUUGUUCACUAGAAACGCAUGUAAAAUAGUCUUUUUAUCACAUUUUUGUUUUGUUAUAUUUUUCAGAUAUUUUUAUUGAAUGUCCAAUGAAAUGCCUUGAGCUUCAUUUUUCGUCUCUCUUUAUGAGUAUUUAAUGUUUUGUGGUAUUCUGCUCUUCUGAUGCAUUUACAAGGGUUGUGGGAGUAUAGAGAUGAAGACUGAAAGUGCAUUUUAGAUCUUCGCCCUCAAGACAAAGGGCAUAUAAGCAAAAGUAACUGCAGAUAUUCAGAUGGAGUCUUGUGCUCUUUUGCUUUGCAUCUCUUGUUAUUUUUUUUCUCCCAAACGUACGACUGUAUGAAUAUUAGCAUCAUUUACACCCCACAAGUGCUCGACUGAACUGUCUACCUUUGACUGAAAUAGGCUACUGUGUUGUUAAAAAUAAGCAGGGGCCAAGGGUCAGCCCUCACACUUGUGCUGUUUUUACACCACUUGAUGGAAUCAGGCUGUUAACAAACAUGCCAUGGACAUCAACAGCAGCCCUCCCCACUGGACUCGCAGCUCAGCCUCCUGGCAACACUUGGCUACAGCACAGCACCCUGCGGCUGCUCUCCUGAGCUGCAGCCUAAUGAACUCCUGGGCCCUCUUAUCCCAGCACUGCAAUAGAUCAGCUCAUGUUCAAGAGCAUGCAUAGAAGCACACAUGCAUAAGCAGACUUACUCCAUCAUAACACCCUGUGGCUCCUAAUAGGCCAAUAUAGAAUAAAGGUUGCACUGAACAGCACACUUUGUAGCCCACAGUAUAGUACAACCUAAGGUCAAGCGCUCAUACUGCACUACCUGUGCGUGCAAGAGAUGUUGAGGAAAGAUGCGCCACUUGAUUUGUGAGUGCAUGUGGGUAGGCAGUGCGAUGCCUUCAGGCGCUGGCUCUGAACCUGCCACACACACUCGCCUGUCUCCGCCUGAUUGGGCAAACAGCGUCGGGAUGAGAGGAUGUGUCUGCCGCGGAAUUCUGUCGCAGCCGCCUACUUGGCGCGGCCACAAUUUUCCACGGCAGGUGGGUCCCAAAGGCAAGUGCUUAGUGAUCGGAGCAAAGCCCUGUGAGCGGCUACAAGGAGAUUCAUGAUCCCAACAGUGCUGGGGAGGACAGGUUCUCGGGGACGCGUCGUCAGGCGGGAUGAGAGGCGAAGUUAUUUGGUGUUAUUCUAAACUGAGGCAGCGGAGCGUGCGGCAGCAACAUUUCUACAGCGGGACGGUGAAGGUGUCACACUCAUCAAGUACCUGGGC
Messenger RNA from Scomber japonicus (chub mackerel), 2143 nucleotides. RefSeq names its product chromosome 7 C1orf53 homolog (gene c7h1orf53). Bases 197 to 655 code for a protein of 152 amino acids. The transcript has 3 exons. NCBI's taxonomy places the organism in Eukaryota, Metazoa, Chordata, Actinopteri, Scombriformes, Scombridae. The record is from RefSeq and is a predicted model, not a curated record.